CUUUAAAGCACAUAUUCGUUAAUUACGCCUCUAGAAACUUGAAGGGAGAGGGAUUCAAAGAACUCACACUCAAAGUAAUGAUGGCAUCUCUCUUUUGGAAUCCACUAAGCUUUCCCUUUUCUUUAUAUAAUUCUUCAGCUCCUUACUUUUCCCACAAAAUGCAUACACUACGCAACACACAGAAUACCAUAGCCUACUUAGGACUCCUUUGCCUCUUCCAAAACUUGUUCUUUUCAGGAAACCACCACCAAAUCUUUUUCACCCAAAGAAAAAUGGGAGCCAUAUGCUGUUGUGGAAGAAAGCCAAGCAAGGGGAACAGCCUGGAUAGAAAGCUUGAAAGGAAAAUAAUUGAAAUGAGGAAAAACAAAUUUGGAAAAUCCAAAUUGAAAUCUAUUGAUAGCGUAGUUAUGCUGUUCCCUAUGUUUAGGGAGAAACUGAAAACAUUAAGAGGAAUGUUUGAACAGUAUGACGAGGACUCGAAUGGAUAUAUAGACCCCAAUGAACUCAAAAGGUUCUUAGAACAUCAGCAAUUUCAUCUUCAAGAGGAGGAGUUUGAGACCCUUUUCCGUUAUUGUGAUAUUGAUGGAAGCAAAGGCAUACAAUUUAACGAAUUUAUUGUUCUUGUUUGCCUCAUCCAUCUCCUACAAGAACAAGCAUCCUUUGAUAGUUCAUCAAAGGCAGAGUUAGCAAACCUUGGAGAAGUAUUUGAUACUAUGAUUGAAGUCUUUCUGUUUUUCGAUAAGAAUGCCGAUGGGAAGAUUAACAAGAAGGAUAUGGUGAAGACACUAAAUGACACUUACCCUUUGGAGAAAUCUCCAUCACACAUCACUGAAAAACGAUUCAAAGAAAUGGACUGGGACAAUAAUGGACAAGUCACUAUCAGGGAGUUCCUCUUCGGUUUCAUCAAAUGGGUUGGAAUUGAUGCAGAUGAAUAGAUGCAUGAUGCAUUGUGUAAGAACAGAUAUACUUCUAAGAGGAUUGCUUUAAUUUCUA
This is a messenger RNA of Arachis duranensis, 993 nucleotides long. Its product is annotated as probable calcium-binding protein CML22. The transcript has 5 exons. NCBI's taxonomy places the organism in Eukaryota, Viridiplantae, Streptophyta, Magnoliopsida, Fabales, Fabaceae. Bases 78 to 935 code for a protein of 285 amino acids. The record is from RefSeq and is a predicted model, not a curated record. Gene Ontology annotation, molecular function: calcium ion binding.